ACGUUAAAAUGUCACACAGAAUGUACGAGACACAGUGGAGGGAGGUGGAGGGGGAGUUGGCUGAUAUCCUGAGAGAUGACAAGGAGUACGUGGCUCAAGAUGUGAUAGAGGACAGACCAAAGGCAUUCAAACAGGCUGCGACAAAUUAUAUCAGGUAUACUCGGUGUGCAAACAAACUAAACAGUUGCCUUGAUCAGAUGGUUCACGCCAAUAAAAGGAUAACUGUUCGGACGCUUUUGGAAGCGACUAUAUCAAGAAUGCUUCAAGUCAAGCAAGAACUGGUCAAUCAAGAACUUUCUGACUUCAACUACCUUGACGGGGUGUUAGCUGACAUGAGAUUGACUCCCUACGACGUGGAAUGCCAAGUACCGAGGUACUACAGACGUGAGAGAGCCGAGAAGAUAUCGAAGAUCAACAACGACAUAGAUGCCAUUCUGGAGGAACUUGAAAAAUCUGUGACAGUUGAAGUUGAUGAGGAUAAUCUUGAUAUGGCUUCGGAGGAAGAAAAGAGCCAAAAGGGAGAAGAGGUCCCAGAUGAAGAAGUGGAUACAAUUAGUCAAGGAAGUGCUUUGAAAAUAAAACAAGCGGCUGCAAGGGAAGCCGAGAAAGAGGAAGAGCGGAUGAAAAAAAUACGUAACAGACCCCCUUCAUUCAAAACGGUUGAACUUACGGAAUCACAAAAGCUUUUCAAAAGUAUGAUUGGGUUGAUCCAAAGACACGAACGGGCAAGAGUAGCACGUCUUCAAACUCAGGAAUUGAAAGAGAAGCAGCGUAUCCAGAGAGACAUUGCUUGGCACGUGUAUCAACCUAUCCCUCAGGAUGUACAGGAGCGAUCUGUAGAUAAGAUACAGAGAUUCUGGAGAGGAUACGUGGCCAAACAUCGCGCGUGGAGUCACAUGACGGGGAACAGGCUGCUAAUGGGAGAAUUGACUCCUAGCUGGCGCCCGCACGCCGAGAAGGACAAGAUGCUCGCCGUGAAUAACCAUCGCCACGAGCUGCAGAAGGUCGCCGAUGAAGAGUACGAAGCGGCACUGCAGCAACUGAAGGUCGAGGUUUGUCGCGAUGCUGACGACGUCAAGGACGACAUCGCAGACCACCUCCGUUGGUACAUCCAGGACUGGUACCGCAGAAUCGGCGAGCUCCCUGACUUCCCAGCGGCGGCUAAGAUAGAUGAACCAGAAGGCAUGCUUGGAUGGCCUAAAGACACCCCGGAGGAUUUUAUCAAGAGAAUGACCAAGGUGACGCCGGGACACCGAGAAGUGUAUCCCGGUCUUCCUCCACACUUGCUCGGGGGCUCCGCCCUUCUUGUGGCCGGAUUUUGGGUUGACCCGGACCUCUGGGACCUAGCACACACGGCCGCCAGACUGGCUAAGGGAAAGGCUGGGGGGAAGGAGUCACAGAAGAAAGAGAAACUUACCAAGCAGCAACUCAAAGAGAAGAAAGCUGAGGAGAAGGAAAAGAAACGUUUAGAGAACGAAGCGAAAAAGAAGGUGCUGGAAGAAAAACUAAAAAGAGGAGUUGUACCGAAUCCUACAGAUGUGCUGGAUCCUUUUACUAGGCAUUUAGACAAAUCCAACACUCAGUGGAAUGGGUUUGACGAUCUUGAAUCGAACCCAAAUCAGACACACAGGGAUGAUCAGCCUAGAACGCAGAUUGUUUAUGAUCAACACAACGAGUUAAGAGAAGUAGUCGACGAGCUUAUGAGAAUGGAAAUAGAACGCCUUCAAUCAGCUCUUAACAAAGAUAGAGGAAAGAAAAAGAAGGGAGGUGCAAAAAAGAAGAAAAAGAAGAAGCCUAAGAAAAAGAAGGAGAAAAAAGAUCUAACACAUGACAGGACAGAAGAGUCUCUCUUUCGCGAACUGGUCGAAAACGGAAUAGUAAAGAAGAGCCAGGACAUACAGAUUGACUCGUUUUUCUGUGAUCCGUCUUGGAAAAAUUAUGAUCUCAGGCGGGAGCCUUGGUGGCAAAACUCGCAACCAAACCUUUGGGAUGUAAAGCAGGUGGUGAAGGAGUACGCCAUCCUACCCCUGGGGUCUGUAACUGUGCAUAGGUCAGCCCCUCUGGUACGCUCUCUCCUGCUAGCUGGGUAUCCGGACUGCGGCAAGAGAACGCUGGUCGAUGCUAUUGUAGCGGAGACUGGAAGUGUCUUGUUCGACCUCAGUCCGGCAAAUACCGCGGGAAAAUAUUCCGGAAAAAAGGGACUCAAUAUGCUGGUUCACUUGGUCUCUAAGAUGUCAAAAAUUCUACAGCCAUCCGUGAUUUUCAUAGAAGGUGGCGAGAAGGUGUUUUACAAGAAAGUACCCAAGGCCGAGAAGCAAGACAAUCCAAAGGCUCUGCAAAAGCAACUUCCCAAGAUGGUUAAGUCUAUCGGUCCUCAGGACCAGGUGCUUCUCGUAGCCACAUCGGAGGCUCCGUGGAUGGGGAAAGUGAAGUCGAUGAGAAAGACUUUUGACAAGAUCGUCCCAGUUCUCGCGCCAGAUCAGUCUACUAGCGCGCACUAUUGGCAUCUCCAGCUGAUGAGGUACCACGGAGUCGACCGCGAUUUCCUCCACUCUCCGUUGGCAUGGUGCACCCAAGGGUACCCAUUGGCGACCAUAGACAAAGUCAUCCGUAACCUCAUGACUGCAGAGAGGGUCGUAGCUCUCAAGUACCGCCCUUUGGAUCCUCAGGAGUUGCUGGAUCUUCUCCUCGGUGAAGCAGCUAUCUCUGAAGAACAGAAAGAUAAGCUAUGGGGAUGGUACGAGGCGACCUACCCACUGGCCAAGAAGAGAGGAGAGAAAGCGAAAAUAGAUAAGGAGUUGAGGGAUAAGCAGGCAGCUGCGGAGGCAAAGAAAAAGGAUCAAAAGAAAAAGAAAUGAUAAGCUUAAGUGGAAGCAGGAUGUGUUGUUUACUUGUUGUUGUAUGACUAAUAAAUUAUUCAAGUCUCUAAUCUUCAC
Molecule: messenger RNA, 2936 nt
Organism: Macrosteles quadrilineatus (aster leafhopper)
Lineage: Eukaryota; Metazoa; Arthropoda; Insecta; Hemiptera; Cicadellidae
Product: dynein regulatory complex protein 11-like
Exons: 14
Coding region: 9-2858 (949 amino acids)
Molecular function (GO): ATP binding; ATP hydrolysis activity; protein binding
Source: RefSeq, a predicted model, not a curated record